This is a messenger RNA of Contarinia nasturtii (swede midge), 2010 nucleotides long. It is a transcript of the gene beta-PheRS, whose product is annotated as phenylalanine--tRNA ligase beta subunit. Gene Ontology annotation, cellular component: cytoplasm; phenylalanine-tRNA ligase complex. Bases 103 to 1875 code for a protein of 590 amino acids. Gene Ontology annotation, molecular function: phenylalanine-tRNA ligase activity; ATP binding; magnesium ion binding. The transcript has 4 exons. Gene Ontology annotation, biological process: phenylalanyl-tRNA aminoacylation. The record is from RefSeq and is a predicted model, not a curated record. NCBI's taxonomy places the organism in Eukaryota, Metazoa, Arthropoda, Insecta, Diptera, Cecidomyiidae.
UAAACGCGACAGCUUCACGUGUACUGUGUUCAUUCUAUUUUCAGUAUUGACGGCAAAUUUACAUUAUUCAAUUUGUGCAGUGAAUAAAAGAAAUAUAAGAAAAUGCCAACAAUUAACAUAAAACGAGAUUUAUUAUUUGAGGCAUUGGGUAAAACUUAUACCGACGAUGAGUUUCAAACUUUGUGCUUUGCUUUUGGCCUGGAAUUGGACGAAGUGACGACGGAAAAGCAAAUGCUGACGAAAGAACAAGGUGCAGUUGAAGCAACCGAAUCAGCAUCCGAAGAGAUAAUUUAUCGUAUUGAUAUUCCGGCAAAUCGAUAUGAUUUAUUGUGUUUGGAAGGUCUUGUAUCCGCUUUACUGGUGUUCCAAGGUACAAAACAGCCAGAACGUUAUUUACGUGUCGAUCCACCGGCUGGCAAGGCGGCAGAAAAAUUAAUCAUUCUUGGCGAUACGGCAAAAAUUCGUCCAUUUGCUGUGGCAGCAGUUUUGCGUGAUGUCACUCUUAAUAAGAAUGCAUACGAUAGUUUCAUUGAACUUCAAGAUAAAUUGCAUCAAAACAUAUGCCGUAAAAGAAAACUGGUCGCAAUGGGAACCCAUGAUUUGGAUACCAUCGAAGGUCCGUUUUAUUAUAACGCAAAACCACCGACCGAUAUAAAAUUCAUUCCGUUGAAUCAAACAAAAGAGAUGAAUGGCGUUGAAUUAAUGGAAUGCUAUUCAACGCACGCACAAUUGAAACAUUAUUUGCCAAUCAUUCGUGAUUCACCAGUGUAUCCGGUGAUUUAUGAUUCAAAAGACCGAGUUUUAUCAUUACCACCAAUUAUCAAUGGUGAUCACUCGAAGAUCUCAGUCAAUACGAAAAAUAUUUUCAUCGAAUGUACGGCCACCGAUUUGACAAAAGCAAAGGUAGUCUUGGACACAUUAGUCUCAAUUUUUUCGGUGUAUUGCGCAAAACCCGGCCACGUUGAGUAUUGUGAAGUUGUCAAUUCAAAUGGUGAAACAAUUGUUUAUCCAGAGCUUGAAUAUCGUAUGGAAACGAUUCUACCAGAAGCGACCAACAAAUAUAUCGGUAUUCAAUUGACACCGGAAGAAAUUGCCAAUAAUUUGACGAGAAUGUGCUUGAAAUCGACACUUAAGGCCGAUGACAAAUUGGAAGUGGAAAUUCCACCAACACGUCAUGAUGUCAUCCAUGCAUGCGAUAUAUACGAAGAUGUUGCCAUUAGUUACGGAUUCAAUAAUAUCAACCGAACACUGCCAUCAUUCAUGCACUUUGGACGUCAAUAUCCGUUGAAUAAAUUGACCGAACAAUUGCGUGAACAAGUUGCUCAGGCCGGUUUUACCGAAGCGCUUACCUUUUCACUUUGUUCGCGCGAAGACAUUUCAACGAAACUUGGCAAGAAAAUUGAAGACAUCCCAGCUGUACACAUUUCCAAUCCGAAAACGCUUGAAUUCCAAGUGGCACGUACAUGCCUAUUGUCGGGUGUUCUAAAAACAGUUGCGGCCAAUAAAAGAAUGCCAUUGCCAUUGAAGAUGUUUGAAAUCUCAGAUGUCGUUCUUGCUGAUGAAACAACUGAAGUUGGAGCGAGAAAUGAAAGACGACUUGUUGCUGUUAACUGCAACAAAUCAGCCGGUUUUGAAGUUGUACACGGACUAUUGGAUCGGGUUAUGCAGUUACUUGAGGUUCCAUGGAAAGGUGAAAAUGGAUAUGUUUUAGAUGCUACAGAAGAUCCAGCCUAUUUCCCCGGAAGAUGUGCCAAUAUCAAAUACAAAGGUGUUAAUAUUGGAAAAAUUGGCGUUCUUCAUCCAAACGUUUUACAAGCAUAUGAACUGACCAAUCCAUGCAGUGUUUUCGAAAUUAAUAUCGAACCAUUCGUCUAACAAUUGUUUUUAAACAUUCAUUAAUUUAUCCUAAAUGAAAAUGUCAUAUAUUUUUGCUCUCAAUGCUGAAAGUGCCGGCUAUCUAUUUUUCACACUCAAAUUUAAUAAAAAUAUUAUUUUAUUAGUAGUACGAAA